This is a messenger RNA of Budorcas taxicolor (takin), 1659 nucleotides long. It is a transcript of the gene HPSE, whose product is annotated as heparanase. The transcript is spliced from 12 exons. Bases 1 to 1659 code for a protein of 552 amino acids. Gene Ontology annotation, molecular function: hydrolase activity, acting on glycosyl bonds. Lineage: Eukaryota; Metazoa; Chordata; Mammalia; Artiodactyla; Bovidae. The record is from RefSeq and is a predicted model, not a curated record. Gene Ontology annotation, cellular component: membrane; extracellular matrix.
AUGCUGGCGUGCGGGAAGCCGGGGAUGCUGGCGUGCUGGAAGCUAGGGCUGCGGCCGCCGCUGCUGCUGCUGCUGCUGCUGGGGCCGCUGGGUCCCUGCUCCCCGGGCGCCCCAGCCGCAGCCGCACCGGCCGACGACGCCGCAAAGCUCGAGUUCUCCACCGAGCGGCCGCUGCACCUGGUGAGUCCCGCGUUCCUGUCCUUCACCAUCGACGCCAACCUGGCCACGGACCCGCGCUUCUUCACCUUCCUGGGUUCUUCAAAGCUUCGUACCUUGGCCAGAGGUUUGUCUCCUGCAUACCUAAGAUUUGGUGGCACCAAGGCAGACUUUCUCAUUUUUGACCCCAAGAAGGAACCAGCAUUUGAAGAGAGAAGUUACUGGCUAUCUCAAGUCAACCAGGAUAUUUGCAAAUCCGGAUCCAUCCCUUCUGACGUGGAGAAGAAGCUGCAGUUGGAAUGGCCCUUCCAGGAGCAAGUGCUGCUCAGAGAACAGUAUCAGAAAAAGUUCACAAACAAUACCUACUCAAAACACUCAGUGGAUAUGCUGUACACUUUUGCCAGUUGCUCAGGACUGAACUUGAUCUUUGGUCUAAAUGCAUUACUACGAACUGCAGAUAUGCACUGGGACAGUUCCAACGCUCAGUUACUCCUGGACUACUGCUCUUCCAAGAAUUAUGACAUUUCUUGGGAACUAGGCAACGAACCUAACAGUUUCCAGAGGAAAGCUGGUAUUUUCAUCAAUGGACGGCAGUUAGGAGAAGAUUUUAUUGAGUUGCGUAAACUUCUAGGAAAAUCUGCUUUCAAAAAUGCAAAACUCUAUGGUCCUGAUAUUGGCCAGCCUAGAAGAAGUACUGUUAAGAUGCUGAAGAGUUUCCUAAAAGCUGGGGGAGAAGUGAUUGAUUCAGUUACUUGGCAUCACUACUAUGUGAAUGGGCGAAUUGCUACCAAAGAAGAUUUCCUAAACCCUGAUAUACUGGACACUUUUAUUUCAUCUGUGCAAAAAACUUUCCAGAUUGUUGAGAAGAUAAGACCCCACAAGAAGGUUUGGUUAGGAGAGACCAGUUCUGCAUUUGGGGGUGGAGCACCCUUGCUGUCCAACACCUUUGCUGCUGGCUUUAUGUGGCUGGAUAAAUUGGGCCUGUCGGCCAGAAUGGGCAUAGAAGUGGUGAUGAGGCAAGUGUUGUUUGGAGCCGGAAACUACCACCUAGUGGAUGGAAAUUUUGAACCUUUGCCUGAUUAUUGGCUCUCUCUUCUGUUCAAGAAACUGGUGGGCAACAAAGUGUUAACAGCAAGUGUGAAAGGUCCAGACAGACACAAACUUCGAGUAUAUCUUCAUUGCACAAACAUCAACCACCCUAGGUAUAAAGAAGGAGAUUUAACUCUCUAUGCCUUAAACCUCCAUAAUGUCACCAAGCACUUGAAUUUACCACGUCACUUUUUUAACAAUCAAGUGGAUAAAUACCUCGUAAAACCUUCAGGACCCGAUGGCUUACUCUCUAAAUCUGUCCAGCUCAAUGACCAAAUUCUGAAGAUGGUGGACGAACAAACCCUGCCAGCUUUGACAGGAAAACCUCUCCACCCAGGAAGUUCACUGGGCAUGCCACCUUUCUCAUACGGAUUUUUUGUGAUAAGAAAUGCCAAAGUUGCUGCUUGUAUCUGA